This is a messenger RNA of Oncorhynchus masou masou (cherry salmon), 2144 nucleotides long. RefSeq names its product apelin receptor-like. NCBI's taxonomy places the organism in Eukaryota, Metazoa, Chordata, Actinopteri, Salmoniformes, Salmonidae. Gene Ontology annotation, biological process: neuropeptide signaling pathway. Gene Ontology annotation, cellular component: plasma membrane. The coding region runs from base 25 to 1095 and encodes 356 amino acids. The transcript has a single exon. The record is from RefSeq and is a predicted model, not a curated record. Gene Ontology annotation, molecular function: G protein-coupled peptide receptor activity.
GUACUAACACAAAGCCAUUUCACCAUGCAGCCGACCAACUUUUCUACCUCCUUCAACUUUGAUGGGAACCUUACUUCCAACUGUACCACCAUCUUGGACAGCAACCUCACCUCCAACAAUACAUCCAGGGACUUGAAUGUUCUAGCCCCUUGCUUGGUUCUGGGGCUGUGCUUUCUAGUGGGACUGCCUUGCAAUAUAGCAGUGAUCGUCACCCUUGCUAAAAAAAUCAAGCACAUGACGUUGAAGGAGAACGAGAGCUUCUCUCUGAAGUUGAUCCUGAGCCUAGCUGUCUCAGACACUUUGUCCCUCAGCACCAUCCCUCUGGUCAUCUACGUACUGACCUAUGAAUGGACCCUUGGUCCUUGGAUGUGUGGCCUCUCCACCUACGGCCUGUACUGCUGUUUAUAUGGCAGUGUUCUGAAUGUCACCUUGAUAGGUGUGCACCGGCACUGCAUUGCGAAGAAUGAGACUAGAAACACAAUGAGCAACAACCCUUCCAAGGAGCGACACCUCAAGGAGCGACAUAAUAAGAUGCUGGUGGGCCUCUGGGUACUGGUGUGUGUCCUCGCCUUCCCCAUUGUCUUCACUCGAGGGGUUGAGCCCAAGAGGGGACGGCUGAGGUGCCAAAGGAGUACAAUGUUUGAAUGGGAGAAAGUGUCAAUUCUUCUGAUGGAGACUAUUUUUGGGUUUGUCAUCCCUUUCUCCAUCCUGGCCACAUGCUACUUUUGUUUCCAGAAGAGGACCAAGCCAAAGGAUACAGAAGAGGAAUGCUCAAUGCAUCGAAACGCUGUCUCAAGGCAUCAGAGAAUGAAAAAUCUAGUGACCAGCAUUUUAGUAACCUUCUUUAUAGUCUGGAUGCCUGUAAAUAUCAUCAAUACGGUAGAUAUUGCUGCUAUUUUAGUCAGAACGGCUCAUCCGCGAGACUACCACAACAUUAAAUAUUUUAGGAGGAUGGUUGGGGAUAAUGCCAAGGCUCUGAUCUUAAUCAACAGCUGUUUGAACCCCUUCUUGUAUGCCUUUGUGUAUGAAAGACAAAAGAGAAUUAAGCCACAGGAUCAGAAUCAAACCAACCCCAUGAAUGCAACUUCUGUCUGAUUAUUGUGAUUACUGCAGUAGCUUCGUGUGGGGCCAACACAGUGGUGUAGUGCAAUCAGGCAGGUGAUCAAACAAGUUCUUUGGCAGAAUACGUGUUUGCAUUUUGGUUGUAACAUUUACAUGAUUUUGAACUUUCAGUGGACAAACCCACGAGUGUCUUUCAGAACCCCUUCUAAAACCCCACCUGUUUUGAUUGUUUUCAGUGACUCUUUGUUACUUCCCCUUUCUGUUCGAGCGAAAUGUUUGGUUUUCUUGCUGGGGAAUGUAAAAUAUGUUAUAAAUGAAUGUUUUUAUUACUAACCAAUAAUUAUUUUAUGAUUAGAAUGAUAUAAGGAUACAUUUUGUGGUAUCUUUUUAGAUACUUAAAUACAUUAUUGUGUUUUACACAAGCCAGAAUCCGAAUGAAUCAAAGUCGAAUAGUGGAUGAUCCGAAUCUCUCUGCAAGCCCUCUCAUUUAGUCUUUUUCCUGUGUUCAGAACAUGUUUGAUUUUUCUAUACUUAUUUGAUGGGUGGUAUUUUGCUUGUCAAAUGUAGGCCAGUGUGGUUUGUCUCUGACAUUUAUAGCUCUCUGUCUCUCAAAAGCUUGAGCUUCACAGUUUCCAGUAAAACACCAAAACACUUGGUGGAUAAAAAAUAAUCAGAGCAAAACUAUAAAAUUCUGUGUGGUAUAAAACAUGCCUCCUGAAUAUUUCACAAUCUUUUCAUUAAAACUCAUUGAUUUGCUGAUUUAAAUGUUUGACGCUAAAUUGGUAUCGGGUACCUGAUUAUGAAUUGACCAAAUAACUAUUUUAUAUGAAGAUGAAAAACCAUAUCAAGGCUUUGAAUAAAGUGCACAUUAAAAUAGUGUUCCUUCUGUGUAGAGAAACAUCCUGAUAACAUCGUUGUUUUAUCUUUUAAUUAAUGGUGAACGUAAUUAUCACUGAACAACGCUGCUGCAUUGUGCAGUUAUUUGAUGUAUUUUAUGGUGAAAAUAAUUGCUAAUAAAUCAUUGCCUGUGGUGGCUUGAUGUACUGUACAUGUAGAAGAAGUAAACAGCUAUUUGUUUGUUA